AUGGGGUGCGGACUUAGAAAGCUAGAAGACCCUGAUGAUAGCAGCCCUGGAAAAAUAUUUUCUACCCUGAAGAGACCGCAAGUGGAAACAAAGACAGAAUUUGCUUACGAAUAUGUAUUGCUGGAUUUUACACUACAAGCUUCAUCAAACCCAGAAGUCAUCAAGAUAAAUUCAAUUCUGGAUAUAGUAACAAAAGUAGAGGACUAUUAUCUGAAAGGAUAUAUCGUUGGAGCUAUUCAUCCUGUUAUACAACCUGUGGUGCAGCGAAAACACCUCCCUGCAAGUUACCUAUAUAGGGUGGUGCUGUCACGCUUGAAAUUAAGGCUGCGGCUGAGUUGCAGUUGCCCGUUUUGGGCCUUGCUCUCCGAUUUUGCCCCAGUUCUUUGUGGCCUUUUUCCAUUCCAUUUCAUUCUAACUGUGGAUGUUUGCACUUGCAACCUCCAUCAUAACUCUUUCUUUUCCUCCCAGAUUAAUGUUGCUGCUAAAAGAGGAAUGAAAUUUGUUGGAUUCAUAUCACAGCAUUAUUCACCGUCUAAAUUCUGCAAUGGAACCAGCCAUGAUGGAGACAUAGAAUCAAUGCUACAUGUGAGACACAGUUCAGAUGAAAACUGUAAAAGUUGGAAUGAAGGAACAUUAAGUGGACAAUCAUCUGAAAGUGGAAUUGAGGAAGAACUUCAUCAUGAAAGUGGACAGUAUCAAAUGGAACAAAAUGGCAGCCCCAGGUCCCCUAAAUCAAGAAAGGGAGAAGGCGACCAUUUGCCUAAGUCUUUGGAAGGAUUUUUUAUCUAUGAAGAAGAAGGUUCUGGAGUUCCAGGUUCUAGUAGGAAAGGAAAUGAUGCCAUUGUAGUAGAACAAUGGACCGUUAUUGAGGGCUGUGAAAUCAAAACGGACUAUGGCCCUCUGCUGCACACUCUAGCUGAAUUUGGAUGGCUCCUGACAAGCGUGUUGCCUACACCUAUAUUAAGACAUGACAGUGAAGGGAAUUUGGCUACCAAGCAGGUGGUAUUCCUUCAGAGGCCGGUUAUGUGGAAUUCAGCUGCACAGACACCAGAUAGAAAAGCCAGCCAGCAUGUAAAAGGUGAAGACAGGAACAAAGUCACCAGCAGGAGCAUCGGAUUAGACACAGCAGCGUCACAACCUGUAGAAAGCAGACACCCGCCUGAGGAGGGCCUCUUCUCUCCUUCCAGAGAAUGUUGGACAAAGGAGGAGAGGCCAGCACAGUACAGCAGCUUCUCUGGGUUCAGCAGCAGCGACAGUGUCCUCCGGGAAUUAGACGACGGACAGUUUGAUCAGGAAGAUGGAGUGACUCAGGUCACUUGCAUGUGAGUCACAAAGGCGACACAAUGGAAGGCCCUGUAAAUAAUUAUUAAAAUAAUUGCCAGCUGA
This is a messenger RNA of Propithecus coquereli (Coquerel's sifaka), 1386 nucleotides long. It is a transcript of the gene RFTN2, whose product is annotated as raftlin family member 2. The transcript has 8 exons. The record is from RefSeq and is a predicted model, not a curated record. NCBI's taxonomy places the organism in Eukaryota, Metazoa, Chordata, Mammalia, Primates, Indriidae. Bases 1 to 1326 code for a protein of 441 amino acids.